This is a messenger RNA of Capsaspora owczarzaki ATCC 30864, 2137 nucleotides long. Its product is annotated as endonuclease/exonuclease/phosphatase. Bases 59 to 1984 code for a protein of 641 amino acids. Gene Ontology annotation, biological process: GPI anchor biosynthetic process. Gene Ontology annotation, molecular function: catalytic activity. NCBI's taxonomy places the organism in Eukaryota, Filasterea, Ministeriida, Capsasporidae. The record is from RefSeq and is a predicted model, not a curated record. The transcript has 6 exons.
GAUGAAACAAGCACUUUGAGCGCAGUCGUUUUUCUUUUGUUUUUGUGCUUUUUGACGAAUGCUUCUCCGCGUCGGGCAGUUCAAUCUGCUCAAUCUCGUCAAAGAGAAUGUCAAGUUCUACUGUGGCGAAAUGUACACCAAAGAACAAGUCGAUCUCAAAGUGAACUGGAUUGCGCAGCAGCUGCGUCACAUGAAGUCAGACAUCCUGGGGUUCCAAGAGGUCUUUCAUGAGGAAGUCUUGCGCCGUGCCAUUGCGCAGUCUGGCAUCUACUCGGCUGACACCCAACUGAUCUUGUUUGGAGCGGAGGGCUCGGGUCCGCGUGUUGGGUUGCUCUCGCGCUAUCCGGUCGUCGACACUGAGGAAAUUCACGAAUUCCCGCCGGAAUCGCUGAUCGAGAUUGAUUCGCACAUCAUUCCCGUCAAGAAGUUCUACCGCCCGGUACUCCGUUGCGUGGUGCGGCUGCCGACGGGGGACCUGGUGACGGUAUUCUGCCUGCAUCUCAAGUCACAGCGGCCGAUGGUGGAUUCUGCGCACCGCCACGACUUGAAGGCCAAGGCGAUAGGCCAAGCGAAAUCGCUCGUCAUUCGUGCCGCUGAAAGCGCUGCCGUGCGCUGCAUUCUCGUGACCGAGAUGAGGAACAAUGCACGGCCUGUGAUUGUUUGCGGCGAUUUGAACGACGUUGUUCACAGCGUCACCACGGAAAUUGUCACUGGAACACCUCCCUUCAAGAAUAUGAAGUUUGAACAAAAGGAGCAAAUCUGGGACGCGUUGCUCUGGAGCACCAACGAGGUCCAAGUUCGUCAGAGCGAUCGCGACGUCACCUACUCACACAUCCACAACGGUCGCUACCUGGUGCUCGACCACAUUCUCGUGUCUCAGGAGUUUGUCCGCACAAACCCGAAUCGGAUUGGUUAUGUGCAGUUUUUAACCAUCCUGAACGACCAUCUCAUUGACGAAACCAUGAGCGACGACGGCCCGGACGUGACGACGUCCGAUCAUGGUCAAGUUGUGGCUGUGAUCAAAGUCUACGACGCUGCACACCCGCGCGAUGAAGGGGAUAUGAUCAUCCCGCUGCCGAUGAAUGUUGCAUCCCGUCCACUCUCGCCAAUUCCCACCAAAGCUGCUUCUUCGUCUUCUUCUUCUUCUUCUUCUUCGGGUAAGCCAAAGGCCGAGACUAUCCCGCGCGUUCUCUCGUCCUCGGAUGUUGAAGCUCCUCUCGCCUUUGCGGCUCACGCUGGCAUCAAGAAGUCGACUUCGCCGGCCGCCGUCUCUGCCCCAGCUGCGCAUGUCAAUGCCCCUCCUCCUCAUCCUCCUUCGGUUGUGGUUGUAGGAGACAAUGCUACUCCCGUCCGUGAGAUCGACCCCAAAACCCUCCCGAGCGGCGGAUCCGUUCUGGCUGACGAUCCUGCCAUCGUCGUUGCCAUCAUGCCGCCGGACCACGAUGGGUCUCCAGUCAUCAGCAUGACUGCACCUGGCGUGGAGCGUUCGACUUUGUUUGAGCUCGCCAAGUCACCCACACCCUUGAGUGCGAAACCUUUCCCGUUCCCCAUUCCCGCUGCGUCGGCUCCGGUACCUGCAGCCUCUGCCUCUGCCUCUGCCUCUGCCUCAGCCGCUGCCUCUGUCGCGCCAGCUGCGCCAGAUACUUUGCGGGCAGCGAGGUCGCACGAAGAGCUACCGCGCAGCCGCGACCGCGAAUCUCGGUCAAAGUCCCGGUCCCGGUCGCGAUCUCGAUCCCCAGGCGAUGCUAUUCACGCGGAGCACGCGCAUCAUGAGCGUCAUCGUAGUCGUGAAGGCCAUCGAGGCGACAGGGACUUUGAGCCUGACUUUGAGGAAAUGGAUCGCGCUCUGUUCGGGCCGUGGUGGGAAAUGGGACGGCGUCCACCUCACCCUCGUCGCGACCGACCGACAGGGGCUUGGGGCACCGGCAGCGGGGCUGCACUGUUUGCCAAGGACCACGAAUCACACCGUGACUCUCGUCGUUGAGCUUGUAUUUGCGGAUCAAGUUCACGCAAUAGCAAACGCUUAAAGUCAAACCGGGAGGCAUUGAACAGGCAAAGCAUGAAUCAUGUGUUAAAUACAAUGCUCGCCAUGGAUUAAAUAUGUAAUGUUUAAAAUACAAGGGUCGGCAAAAAUUCU